AGGGGGGGAGACAGAGAGAGAAAACCGGUUGGACAGGUAAGACGCAGAGGCCGGACUGGGUCGGGUUUGUUGUCACCGUUAUAUUCAGACGCAUGCGCACUGUUACCUGUUUCCUCACGAAAUGUGUACCUGCGCUCUAAUCAGCCGCUGAAAUUCGCUUUGUCGUCCGUCGGUUGAGCAGUUUGGACUAUUUACCUGCCACAAACAUCACCUUCCUCCUUGACAAAGACACCUAGCUGUGUCUUAACCUAUCGGACUGAGUGUAUUUCCGAGCAAGACUUCGUGAACUCGGAGUAGCGGAAGACGGCGUAAGGUGUACGCAGAAGCGGGUGAACGUAGCUCCACGGAAACCUGCACAGGUAGACACAAAAAGUUUGGAGUAAAGAGGUGUCCGUAUUGAGCGAAGAGCUCGGCUUUGCUUUUCCAAACUGAGGAUAAGGCAAUUGAAAACACCAUCCAAGAAGGACAUUACGCUUAAUUUGUAUUGUGGAGCAGUUGUUCCAAAAGUAAGUCGGUGUUAAAAAGCCUGCCGUUUAAUUUUGAGGAGAUAGCGGGGAAGGACCUCGGGAACAGACCAUGCCACGAGCUUUUCUAGUGAAGAAAACGUGGAAUUCACUCGGCAAGAGAAACUGGAGCGAUCUACCGGAUCAUGAACGCGGAGACAUUUAUAUUCCAGUCUCCAUGUCUCCCGUUGCGCUCCGAGAGGAGACCGAAGCCAGUCCAGCAGAGGUGGCACUGUGCCUGUCCACUCGCAAGGACCACAGCAUAUACACGUACAACCAGAUGUACACCAAUGACCCCGGUGCAGUGGUUCCUGCCGCUGAGCUCCCAUCAUGCACUGCUCUAGGCCAGAGUCCAGAGACCGAGCACAUCCGAAGCACACACAACAAUACAUAUGAGCGCACUAAAAUAAAGGUCACCACAGGUGAGCUUCCCAAAGAGGUUCCAGCUAUUGUUCCUAGCGUAACUACCAGUACACCUGCUUCUAUAGCAACAUCUUGCUCCCCUCCUGCCGCUAAGUCGCCUUCAGUGCAGUUGAGUGGUGGUACUUAUGUUUGCCAGGUGUGUCAAAAAGUUUUCCAGUUCCAGCGCAUGCUAAACAGACACCUGAAAUGUCACAGCGAGCAGAAGAGACACCUGUGCGACUUUUGUGGAAAGGGCUUUAACGACACCUUUGAUCUCAAGAGGCACGUCCGCACACACACAGGUGUUCGUCCAUAUAAGUGCAAUCUCUGCGAGAAGGCCUUCACUCAGCGCUGCUCUCUGGAGUCACACAUGAAGAAGAUUCAUGGUGUCAUGCAGCAGUACGCUUACAAAGAGCGCCGCAGCAAGCUGUACGUCUGUGAAGAGUGCGGCCUUACGGCUUCUACCCAGGAUGCAUUGCUGCAUCACCUCCACACUAAACAUCCAAACAAUCUCCUCCUGCGGGCCAAGGGGGCACGAAGACUGUCACCAGUGGGGAAUGCUACUAAAGAUGACAUCUCCCAACCUGGUUCCCCUCUCUCUAAUAAUAGUGAUGAUACUGUAGGGUCAGGAGGGAGGUAGAGAGAGGGAUGUUUCUUAAACAAUAUUUUUGUGUAUAUAUUAAGGGAUGUCAUUAAUGUGCAUUCUGGUGAUUUUAUGUUUCAUUCAGAAUACAGACAAUAAGGGAAGAAGUCAUUUAAAAAGGGAAAGUAAAGUCAUGCAAAAUGCUGUUUAAAUGGUAGUGUGUUGAGAUUCAGCUUAGACUUUUGCUGCACAAUCGGGCUGUACUUUUCCCUGUGUAAUGCACAAAAGCAGCUGAUAACUUCUACAGCAUAAGUAUGCACUACUUCAGUUUACAUAAUAAUACUAUUAUUAUUAAAAUAGAUGUAAUGAAACACAACUCAGGAGAAAAACACAGAUGAAUGUGACAUUAAAUUGUUCCAUUUACAGUGUGUGUGACAAUGAUUUUAUGUAGCAAUGUUUCAACACUAAAAUAAUACUUUUGUGAACUCUGUGGCGACUGAUAGUUACAUAUCAGCAGUCUCUGAAUGUUUGAAAAAAGGGAUUUUGAAAAGGAAAUUAAUUUUUUGUUGUUGCUGUACUACUGUAUGUAAUAUAUACCUGCAUAAAUUUAUCAUAAAAGAUUUAUAUUUA
Carassius auratus (goldfish) is the source of this 2118-nucleotide messenger RNA. Its product is annotated as putative transcription factor Ovo-like 1. Gene Ontology annotation, cellular component: nucleus. Gene Ontology annotation, biological process: epidermal cell differentiation; regulation of transcription by RNA polymerase II. The transcript has 4 exons. Bases 577 to 1545 code for a protein of 322 amino acids. Gene Ontology annotation, molecular function: DNA-binding transcription factor activity, RNA polymerase II-specific; RNA polymerase II cis-regulatory region sequence-specific DNA binding. NCBI's taxonomy places the organism in Eukaryota, Metazoa, Chordata, Actinopteri, Cypriniformes, Cyprinidae. The record is from RefSeq and is a predicted model, not a curated record.